CCUCAUGGAACCAAGCACACCCUUGUGACACAGCGGGGGCUCAUGGAACCAGUGGUCCAUUGUGACACUGCCAAUUCAAGAAAACCAUGGCGACACCAUGGAACCUCAUGGAACAGAGGAUCCAUGGUGACACAGCAGAGCCACAGUUGCAGCAGAAGCAGCGGCAGCAGCGGCUGCAGCAGAAAAAGAAGCGACUUUGUCGAGUCCCUCUUGCUCUUCCUCUCCCUCUCCCGCUGUCCCGCACCUUCUCCCGCUCUCCCUUUCCCGCUGUCCCCUCCUCUCCCAGUCUCUCUCUCCCCCUGCCGGGCCGAGCCAUGCCCCCGACCCGCCCCCGGCCCCGGGCGGGGCUGCCCCGUCCCCGGCCCCGUCCCCGUCCCCAUCCCCGUCCCCGUCCCCGUCCCCGUCCCCGUCCCCGUCCCCGGCCGUCCCGCCGCGGUCUCGCCCCCGCCCGGCUCUGGCCGUGCUGGCGCUGGCGCUGCUGGGCGGGCAUCAGUGCCUGGGGCUGGGGCGGCAUCGCCUCCCUUUGGCUCCGCCUGGCCCGAGCCCGGCCCCGGCCCCGACGUGGGCUCCAGUCCCGGCCCCGGCCCCGGCUCCUCCCGGGCCCCGCGGAGGACACAGGCGGCGCGGCCGCUGCCGCCGCCUCCGCUGCGGCUUCCCCGGCCCGAGCUCCGCCGCUCGGCAGCGCGGCCGCCGGCCCCGAGCCGCCGCUGUCCCGUUGCCAGCAGAGAACGCCUGGGGAUGGCCGGCCCGGGGCGCUCAGGGGGCGCUCGGGGGCCGCUCCUGGCCCCGGGCCGAGCGCUGACAGCCGCGUCCCGCCCGCAGGGAAGGCGCAGGAGGCCCUGCAGGAGCGGUACCGGCUGGGUUCGCUGCUGGGCAGCGGCGGCUUCGGCAGCGUCUUCGCGGCCACGCGGCUCUCGGACGGCGCCCCGGUGGCCAUCAAAAGGGUGCCGCGGGAUCGCAUCCGGCACUGGGGCGAGCUGCCCGACGGCACCAGCGCACCCCUGGAGGUCGUGCUGCUGGACAAGGUGGCCUCUGGCUUCCCCGGUGUCGUCCAGCUGCUGGAGUGGCUUGAGCUCCCCAACGACAUCGUGAUGGUGCUGGAGCGCCCAGAGCGGUCUCAGGACCUGCACCAUUUCAUUCGGGCACGGGGGUUCCUGUCCGAGGAGGAGGCGCGGGGGCUGUUCCGCCAGGUGCUGGAGGCCGUGCAGCACUGCACCAGCUGCGGGGUCCUGCACAGGGACAUCAAACCAGAGAACAUCCUGGUUGACCUGGCCACCGGGCAGGCCCAAUUGAUCGACUUUGGCUGUGGCACCUACCUGCAGGACACAGCCUACACUCACUUUGCAGGAACACGGUCAUACAGCCCCCCGGAAUGGACCCACGCUGGCUGGUACUAUGGCAAGCCAGCCACCAUCUGGUCCCUGGGCAUCCUGCUGCACCAGAUGGUCUGCGGGGAGCACCCUUUCAGGAGGGGCCGGAACAUCAGCUGGGACCAUCAGCUCUCGCUGCCACAACGGCUCUCUCCAGAGUGCCAAGAUGUGAUCAGGAGGUGUUUAUCCAUGCUGGACAUGGAAAGGCCCUCGUUAGAAGAGCUGUUCUGUGAUCCCUGGAUGCAGGAUAUUCACCUGCCCUAG
Molecule: messenger RNA, 1634 nt
Organism: Vidua chalybeata
Lineage: Eukaryota; Metazoa; Chordata; Aves; Passeriformes; Viduidae
Product: serine/threonine-protein kinase pim-1-like
Exons: 5
Coding region: 87-1634 (515 amino acids)
Biological process (GO): protein autophosphorylation
Cellular component (GO): cytoplasm
Molecular function (GO): ATP binding; protein serine/threonine kinase activity
Source: RefSeq, a predicted model, not a curated record